CUGUUCAAUAUGUACUAUCUAUGGACUAUGCACCAAAUAUAAAUAUAUAAACUGUUGAUAGCAUACGUUAGCGGUUACUUAUGUUUACGCUGUUUUAAAGUUAAUUGUGUGGAGUUUUAAGUAGUUGCAAAAAUGGAGCCACUUUACACAGCUUUAAAUGCAGUGAAAAUGUUACGGUCCAGUGUUGGUCAAGUUUUUGACUCCCUUGGAAAUGGGUUGCGGUUUGAUCACGGAGAAGAAGGAAAGGAUUCAAAAUUCCUCAUAGAACUUCAGGAACUCCUUACUACUGUUAGCCUGAAUUUAAGGGAAGUGGAACAAGCUGUGGGCAGCCUGACGCCCCCGCCGGGCCCGUUCAACCUGGGCAACACCACCUACCUCUCGCAGGAGAGCACGCAGGAGCGCCAGGCGCUGUACUCCCAGCUCGUUCACAGCCACAAGUGGAUGGACAAGGUUCAUGAGUACAGCAACCUUGCACAUGCCUUGCUGGCCAAGAAUACGUUGCGGAGGUCAAACAUCAACUCCAGCAGCGCCAAGAGGAGACGUACUAUUACGAGCAGCCACAACGUCUCCCCACAGAUAGUGGAUGGAGUGAUAGCCAACAUCGACAGGAUGUUUCCAGACAUGAACAUGAAUAUCUCCAGGCCCUUUGCUUCAAAUGCUGUCUUGCAGAUUACACUUGGCCAGGUGUUGAAAGCGCUGAUGGCGUUCAAAGGUCUGAUGAUUGAGUGGGUGGUGGUGAAGGCGUUCACGGAGACGCUGGACCUGUGGACGGAGUCGAGGCACAAGGUGUUCAGGAAGGUGACGGAGAACGCCCACGCGGCCAUGCUGCACUACUACUCUCCGACGGUGCCUGACCUCGCGGUGCGGUCCUUCAUGACAUGGUUCCACAGCUACAGCACGCUGUUCAGCGACCCCUGCAAGCGCUGCGGCAACCACCUGCACAACUCGCUCCCCCCCACGUGGCGGGACUUCCGCUCCCUGGAGCCCUUCCACGAGGAGUGCAAGCCGUGAUCCCUGCCGACACUGCACUGGACGGCAUGUGUGGUCGGCUGAAGUGUUCUGCUACAGGCCACUAGACGUUUCUAAUACCUCCAUCUGGCAGUACUUCCCUUGUGGUGCUUUAACUGUGUGGGCCAAUCAUGGAUGCAGGUCGCUGCUACGAGUGAUUGAAUUUGAAAAAUGGUUAUGAAAUAAAUCAGCGAAUGUUUGUGGUUCAAUAUUUCAAACUGGGCUGCAUUUAUAACAAUGUACCGUAGAGACCAGACAUGUUCAUAAACAAUGGCUUCCUGUAAAGUCAGUUCAAAAUAAGGUCAAACCUGAGCAAAGUCAGGUCAAACUUAUCUAAGUAAGUGUAUGGCUCUUCUCUCUAUGCAGUGGUAUACGUUGCUGAGUUGCUAAAGCAAUGGUUUUUCCUAUUUUGACAAUGGUGAAAUCCGAGCCAAAGUAUAAGAAAUUUAGAUAAUUUUCAAGAUUUGUGAUGUUUAUUUUAUGCUCAUGUGUAUGUAUAUUUUCUGGCAAUGAAAUAUGAAUAUACCAUAAUAUAUAUUAAAAGUACUUUAAUAUGCA
This is a messenger RNA of Bacillus rossius redtenbacheri, 1566 nucleotides long. RefSeq names its product mediator of RNA polymerase II transcription subunit 27 (gene MED27). The record is from RefSeq and is a predicted model, not a curated record. Gene Ontology annotation, cellular component: mediator complex. Gene Ontology annotation, molecular function: transcription coactivator activity. The transcript has 6 exons. Lineage: Eukaryota; Metazoa; Arthropoda; Insecta; Phasmatodea; Bacillidae. Bases 133 to 1011 code for a protein of 292 amino acids. Gene Ontology annotation, biological process: regulation of transcription by RNA polymerase II.